Molecule: messenger RNA, 1234 nt
Organism: Oncorhynchus mykiss (rainbow trout)
Lineage: Eukaryota; Metazoa; Chordata; Actinopteri; Salmoniformes; Salmonidae
Source: RefSeq, a predicted model, not a curated record
CAUCCAUCCAGGGAUAGAGACGAUGCUUAAUAACGCCAUACAAUAGGCUACUACAUAUCAGGACCCUCUGCAGUCAGUUGUAUGCCUUCUAAUGAUUUGAGCCGUGAUGAAGUUCAGUGAGACACUCCUCCUUCUCAGCCUGUCUCUACUAAGCUGUGGCUCUCGCCGGGAUCCAGAAUGUUCCAGCGUGAGCUUGUGGGGGAAGAUGGCUGACUUCACAGGGGAGUGCAGUUACUGGCAGCUGAGUCCGGACCUCUCCAUCCCUGCCCUGGAGGAGCUCAGCGUGUGUGUUCACCUCCAGCGGCACAUCAGCACACCAGCCUGGACAGCCUUCAUGUACCGCCACCCUGACGGGCUGCAGGCUGAGCUGGGCCUGGCGGGUCAGGAGGGCCUGGUCCACACCUGGCUGUUUGGGAUGAGGUGGUCAGCCCCCCUCCACCUCCCCCUGGGCCACUGGCACUACGUCUGUAUAACCUGGUCUGGGGCUUCUCACCAGCCAGCCCUCUACGUCAAUGGGACCAGUGUGGAUGUUACAGCCCAUGCUAACGAAUCCCCCCUGUCCCCGUCCUGCUGCAGGCUGGCCCCGCACGGCACGCUCAGCCUGGGUGUCUCCCACUACUUCAUCCAAGGGGAGAUGCAUGUGGAAAACGGUACCAACCUCAAUGGGAGUGUUUCUCUGUUCCGCGUGUGGGGGCAGGCACGCACCCCUGAACAGGUGUCGGACCUGAGCUGCACAGAGGGGGAUGAGGUGCGCUGGGAUGCUGUUGACUGGCUUACCCUGAGCUGCCCUCCAGUCCCAGACUCCCAUCUACAGUGUGGUGAGGCAGGAAACCAUUAACAUUUUAUAUACAUUUUGAUUGUCUAUAAAUGUAUAUUGAAUGUCAUUCUCUAUGGAAAAACUGAUUGGUGUUCGCUUUAAUGAGCAGCCUUUUUUGUCAUGUUUCCACGUCUCUGGCGGCCUCAUCUCCUGUUCCUGUUACGUGACUGGAAAAUAUUGAUCUUGUGAACCCAUUUUAAUGGCGCACACACAGGGUGCAUAAUUAAACUUGUUAAACAUCAAAGCUUACUGCAGAUGUUUUCAUGUUGUUAGAGAUGGUCCUUUAACAUUGUAUUAAGUACACUGAACAAAAAUAUAAAUGCAACAUGUAAAGUGUUAUUCCCAUGUUUCAUGUGUAGAAAUAGAAGAUCCUGGAAAUGUUCCAUACACACAAAAAGCUUAUUUCUCUCAAAUGUU